Oncorhynchus nerka (sockeye salmon) is the source of this 9547-nucleotide messenger RNA. It is a transcript of the gene atrx, whose product is annotated as ATRX chromatin remodeler. Lineage: Eukaryota; Metazoa; Chordata; Actinopteri; Salmoniformes; Salmonidae. Gene Ontology annotation, cellular component: nucleus. The record is from RefSeq and is a predicted model, not a curated record. Gene Ontology annotation, molecular function: ATP hydrolysis activity; ATP-dependent chromatin remodeler activity; ATP binding.
UCCAGCCAUCCGGUAUGAUGGCGACUUUGCUUUGUCUCCAGUGAACAGGCUUGCAUCAAUAGUCGAUAUAUAUUUUUCUUCUCUCUAAAAUUAACAGUAUUUUAUCUCCGGGACGACGUGCCAAGAACUACACGUGUCUCAGUCGUUCAAGAAAUGACUACAGAGUACAGAAGGUAAAAUGAGUAAGGCCUCAGCUGAAUCUAUAGACCAAGUGAUGGAGGAGGAAGUAGGUCAGCUUCCGAUUACAGACCAGAUGGAGGAGGAGGAGGAGGAGGAGGCUGGGAGCUCAACAGAGACUGAGAGACCCUCCUCUUCUCACACCAAGAGGAAGCCUUCUGUUGCAGCCAAGCAAGUUGGAGGGAAUGAGUCAGACACCUCGGACGAGAGUGGACAGGACGAUGGCGCCUCAGAUGGGACGUUGGUUGUGCGGCCUCCUGCUGGGACUGACAACAAGGAGGACAAGAGCAGAGGAGCCAUGAAGCUCCGAGUGGACCUCUCACGGAGAAAGACCGGUAAAAUGAGUAAGGCCUCAGCUGAAUCUACAGACCAAGUGAUGGAGGAGGAAGUAGGUCAGCUUCCGAUUACAGACCAGAUGGAGGAGGAGGAGGAGGAGGCUGGGAGCUCAACAGAGACUGAGAGACCCUCCUCUUCUCACACCAAGAGGAAGCCUUCUGUUGCAGCCAAGCAAGUUGGAGGGAAUGAGUCAGACACCUCGGACGAGAGUGGACAGGACGAUGGCGCCUCAGAUGGGACGUUGGUUGUGCCGCCUCCUGCUGGGACUGACAACAAGGAGGACAAGAGCAGAGGAGCCAUGAAGCUCCGAGUGGACCUCUCACGGAGAAAGACCGGUAAAAUGAGUAAGGCCUCAGCUGAAUCUACAGACCAAGUGAUGGAGGAGGAAGUAGGUCAGCUUCCGAUUACAGACCAGAUGGAGGAGGAGGAGGAGGCUGGGAGCUCAACAGAGACUGAGAGACCCUCCUCUUCUCACACCAAGAGGAAGCCUUCUGUUGCAGCCAAGCAAGUUGGAGGGAAUGAGUCAGACACCUCGGACGAGAGUGGACAGGACGAUGGCGCCUCAGAUGGGACGUUGGUUGUGCGGCCUCCUGCUGGGACUGACAACAAGGAGGACAAGAGCAGAGGAGCCAUGAAGCUCCGACUGGACCUCUCACGGAGAAAGACAGCAGAUACCACUUUGCAGGAGAGGAUAGACUGCACCGCCUGUGGACAGCAGGUCAACCACUUCCAGCGCCACUCGGUGUUUGAGCACCCGAUGCUCCAUGUGCUCCUCUGCAAGUCGUGUUAUAAGUAUUACACCAGCGAUGACAUCAAUAAAGACGAGGACGGCAUGGACGAACAGUGCAGGUGGUGUGCUGAAGGUGGCAACCUGAUCUGCUGUGACUACUGCCACAACGCCUUCUGUAAGAAGUGUAUCCUGCGUAACCUGGGGCGCAAGGAGCUGUCCAUGAUCACCGACGAGGACAGUAAAUGGUCCUGCUAUAUCUGCAGCCCUCAGCCUCUCUCAGACAUCGCCUCCAACUGCUCCAACAUCUUGACCAAGCUGGAGAGCUUCUGGCGCACGGGACGCAAGAAAGAGAGGGAGGAGAAAGAGAGGAAGGAGGUGAAAGGGCACAGUAAGGGUAAAGGUCACCACCACCAUGGUAAAGCUGUGGUGAACGGUAAGGAACAUUCAGACGGGUCAGGGACCCUCACCUUCUCCUAUAAGACCCUGAAAGUCCCCAAGGAGCUGGUGAAGAGGACCAAGAAGCUGAUUGAGACGACCACAGGGCUCAACAACACCUUCAUCCAUUUCAUCCAGCAGGCUGAGGAGGAGCAGGGAGCAGGAGGAGGAGGCAGCGGGACCAGACACAGACACCUCAAGGCCUUCAGGUCUGUUCUGGCUGAUCUGAAGAAGGCCCAUGCUGCUCUAGAGAAAGACUUGGAGUCACAGUUCACUUCCCAGGACCAGGGGAUGCAGAACGGGGAUGCUGUUUCCAACAACGACGGCCAUGACGGUCACGAUCAGAUAGACAAUGGGCAAGAGGCAGAAGAGGACAAAAUGGCCGACACUGAGGAUGGGGAGGAGGAUGGGGGUGUGUCAGAGGACACAGAGAUGGAGGGGAGCCCCACCCCCACGCCUCAGGACCACUCACAGACAGGCAGCCAGGAUAAAGACCAGACCGUGGUGAAAAUGGAGGAGGAGGAUGGAACAGAGGAGGAAGCUGACCGCGAUAAAGACAUUGUGUCCGUCGGUCCGUCCGUCCCUGACGAGCUCUUCCAGAUGGUCAAGAGUUUAGCGGACUCCACCGGGUUAACACCCGGUAACGACACCACGGAACUCACAGCGGCUAGCCAAUCGGAGAACCCCGCUGCUGGUUCAACCAGGAAGUCACAUGACACCCAGAAGGAGAAGGCCAUGCCCAAGGUUAAGAACCUCAUCUUGAAGCUGACGCCUGUUCCCGUGGUUACCACACGCGCCUCCAGGUCUAAGAGUAAGGAUGGAGAGAAGGAGAGGAGUAAGGAUGGAGGGAAGGAGAGGAGUAAGGAUGGAGGGAAGGAGAGGAGUAAGGAUGGAGGGAAGGAGAAGAAGGAUGGAGGGAAGGAGAGGAGUAAGGAUGGAGGGAAGGAUGGAGGGAAGGAGAGGAGUAAGGAUGGAGGGAAGGAGAGGAAUAAGGAUGGAGGGAAGGAGAGGAGUAAGGAUGGAGGGAAGGAGAGGAGUAAGGAUGGAGGGAAGGAGAGGAGUAAGGAUGGAGGGAAGGAGAGGAGUAAGGAUGGAGGGAAGGAGAGGAGUAAGGAUGGAGGGAAGGAGAGGAGUAAGGAUGGAGGGAAGGAGAGGAGUAAGGAUGGAGGGAAGGAGAGGAGUAAGGAUGGAGGGAAGGAGAGGGAGAGGAGUAAGGAUGGAGGGAAGGAGAGGGAGAGGAGUAAGGAUGGAGGGAAGGAGAGGGGUAAGGAUGGAGGGAAGGAGAGGGGUAAGGACGGAGGGAAGGAGAGGGAGAGGGGUAAGGAUGGAGGGAAGGAGAGGGAGAGGGGUAAGGAUGGAGGGAAGGAGAGGGAGGGAGAUGGGGCCUCCGAGGAGGACAGCCGAUGCUCCAGUCGCACAAAGACCACACCCCUCAGGAAGUCACCGGAGGGGAAAAACAAGAUGUCCGUCUCUCAGGAGAACAUCGACUCAGAAGGCGAGCAGAAGAGCCCCAGCAAGCUGAAGAGGAGAACCAAGGGCAGCUCCGAGAAAGAACGGGGGAACGCUGAGGAGAAGGAGCGGAAAGAGAGCAAGGCCUCCUCCAUGGUAACCUCUGACCCUUCUAAACAGGACGUGGACUCAGAUUCUGAUGAGGUUCCAGACAUCCUGGUCCAGACUGCAGCGGCAGAACACAGCUCGGACGAGGAUGGUAACCAGGGCAACAAGCGCGUCAAGAAGUGCCUCUUCAAAGUGAGCAAGAAAGAGGAGGAGGAGCAGGUGGGAGAGGAGGAGGAGCAGGUGGGAGAGGAGGAGGAGCAGGUGGGAGAGGAGGAGGAGCAGGUGGGAGAGGAGCAGGAGCAGGUGGGAGAGGAGGAGGAGGAGAAGGUGGGAGAGGAGGAGGAGGAGCAGGUGGGAGAGGAGGAGGAGGAGCAGGUGGGAGAGGAGGAGGAGGAGCAGGUGGGAGAGGAGGAGGAGCAGGUGGGAGAGGAGGAUGGAGAGAAUGACAAGGAGAAGACGGACAAGAAGCCGGCGGCCAAACGCAAACUGAAAGCCGACGACUCCGACAACUCAGAGUCUGACUCCGAUGAAGACGCAAAGAAGAAAAAGAAGUCCUCCACGGCUUCUGACAAGAAGACAUCCAAGAAGAAGCAGAAGGUCUCGGACGGCUCCUCCAACUCGGACCUGGAGAAGGAGAUGAAGGGACUCAGCAAACUGGCGACGGGGAAACGGAGGAGCAGCCGUGUGAAGAAGGAAAGAGAGGAGAAGGAGAACAAGGGCGGAGAUCGGAGGCGGUCGUACGAACUGAAACGCAAAGCCAGAAGUAGAGGAGCCAAGCAGCAAGAUUCAUCGUCUGAUGACGAGGAGGAGGAGGAGGAGGAGGGAGGAGGGUCUGGUGAGGAGAGUGGAGACCAGCAGAAGAUUAAACCCAUCGUGGAGGAGACGGUGGUAGCAGGGAGGGAAACCUUCCACCAGUCCUCAGGAGAAGAAGGUAACCAUGACGAUUCUCAGAUGGCUGUUGAUGAUGACGAUGAUGAUCCAGAAAACAGGAUUGCCAAGAAGAUGCUGCUGGCCCAGAUCAAGGCCAACUACUCUUCAGGAGCAGAGGAGAGCUCUGACGAGGACGGAGAAGAGAAGGAACAGAGGAAGGAGGAGGAGGAGGAGGAUGAGGAAGAUGAUGGUGAGGAGGAAGAGGAGGAGGAAGGGGACUCUGGCUCUGACAUGGAUGUGAAGAAGAGUGGGGGGCGUCGCCACCGGCUGCUCCGCCACAAACUGACGCUGAGCGAGGGAGAGUCAGGAGAGGAGAAAGAGAAACCAGCCAGCAAGGGGAAGAAGGAGACCAAGAGGACCAGGCGGAAAGUGGGCAGUGAUGACUCAGCAGACUUAGACUCUGAGGAGUCGGCUAGCAGCAGUGAGUCAGGAGUUAGUGAGGAGAUCAGUGAGGAGGAGGAGGAGUCAGAGGAGGAGUCAGAGGAGGGCAGCAGUCGCAGGAGGACCACGCGCUCCUCCAAGAAGAAGAAGAAGAAGAAGGAGGAGAGGAGCUACGCCCAGAAGAAGAAACGCCGUCGCAUCAAGGUUCAGGACUCUUCAUCUGACGAGAAGAGCGGGUCAGGAGAGGACGGCUCGGGGAAGGAGGAUGGAGACACUCCUAAAGGACAGAGAAAGAAGAUCAGAAAAAUCCUCAAGGACGACAAGCUGAGGACGGAGACGAGGGAUGCCCUGAAGGAGGAGGAGGAGAGGAGGAGACGCAUCGCUGAGAGGGAACAGCUCAGGGAGAAACUCAGAGAGGUACUCGUGGUGGAGGAGGCGUCCGCCGUGGCUUGUCCAAUCACAACCAAGCUGGUGCUGGAUGAAGACGAGGAGACCAAGGAGCCCGUGGUGCAGGUUCACCGCAAUCUGGUCACUAAGCUCAAACCACACCAGGUCGACGGGGUCCAGUUCAUGUGGGACUGCUGUUGUGAGUCGGUGAAGAAAACCAACAAGAACUCUGGUUCUGGAUGUAUCCUGGCUCACUGUAUGGGUCUGGGAAAAACACUGCAGGUGGUAACCCUACUCCACACACUACUGCUCUGUGACAAGUUAGACUUCUCCACGGCUCUGAUCGUCUGUCCUCUCAACACCGUUCUCAACUGGCUCAACGAGUUUGAGAAGUGGCAGUACGGCUUCAAGGACGAGGAGAGUUUAGAGGUGACGGAGCUGGCCACGGUGAAGCGUCCUCAGGAGAGAGCGUCUGCUCUGCAGCAGUGGCAGGAGGACGGAGGAAUCAUGAUCAUUGGCUAUGAGAUGUACCGUAACCUCACACAGGGUAGAAACAUCAAGAGCAAGAAACUCAAAGAGACCUUCCAGAAGACCCUGGUUGACCCAGGCCCAGACUUUGUGAUCUGUGAUGAGGGCCACAUCUUGAAGAACGAGGCGUCGGCCAUCUCUAAAGCCAUGAACUCCAUCAAGACCCGACGGAGAGUGGUGCUCACCGGCACUCCGCUGCAGAACAACCUCAUAGAGUACCACUGCAUGGUGAACUUCAUCAAGGAGAACCUGCUGGGGUCAGUGAAGGAGUUCAGGAACCGCUUCGUCAACCCCAUCCAGAACGGGCAGGCAGCGGACUCCACGGACCAGGAUGUACGGAUCAUGAAGAAGAGGGCUCACAUCCUCUACGAGAUGCUCAAUGGAUGUGUUCAGAGAAGAGACUACUCUGCCCUGACCAAGUUCCUGCCUCCUAAACAUGAGUAUGUUGUGUCCGUCAGAGUCACGCCCAUCCAGUGUACUCUAUACCGACACUACCUGGAGCACUUAACAGGUGCGGGGAGCGUGGUGGAGGGGGGUCGAGGCCGAGCUGGGACCAAACUGUUCCAGGACUUCCAGAUGCUCAGCAGAAUCUGGACCCAUCCCUGGUGCCUGCAGCUGGACUACAUCAGCAAGGAAAACAAGGGGUACUUUGACGAGGACAGCAUGGACGAGUUCAUCGCCUCGGAGACCGAGGAGUCUUCCAUGAGCAUGACCUCUGAAGACGAGAAACAGAAAAAGAAGAAGAAGCGGGGGAAGGCCAGGAAGAAGGACAGUGACUCAGACAGUGACGCUCUCGAGGUGAUUAAGGAGUGGAACACCAGCUCCCGAGGGGGAGACCCCUCCAGCCGCAACCGGGCGGAGCCACAGGAGGAAGUGCGCCCAGCUUCCAGCCCUGGCACCAGGAGUCCUGACUGGCACAAGGAGUUUGUUACGGAGGCCGACUCUGAGAUCCUGGAGCAUUCUGGGAAGAUGGUGCUGCUGUUUGAGAUCCUCCGUAUGGCCGAGGAGGUGGAGGACAAAGUUCUGGUGUUCAGUCAGUCUCUGAUCUCUCUGGACCUGAUUGAAGACUUCCUGGAGCUGGCUGGCCGAGCCAAAGAGGAGGAGAAACAGUCUCCUUACAAAGGUGAGGGGAAGUGGUUCCGGAACAUAGACUACUACCGCUUGGACGGCUCCACCAACGCCCUGAACCGGAAGAAGUGGGCAGAGGAGUUCAAUGACUACAGCAACGUCAGAGGUCGAUUGUUCCUGAUCUCGACCAGGGCUGGUUCUCUGGGCAUCAACCUGAUAGGAGCUAACAGGGUCAUCAUCUUCGACGCGUCCUGGAACCCGUCGUACGACAUCCAGAGUAUCUUCAGGCUCUACCGCUUCGGACAGCUCAAGACCUGCUAUGUCUACCGCUUCCUGGCUCAGGGUACUAUGGAAGAGAAGAUCUAUGACCGCCAGGUGGCUAAACAGUCUCUGUCCUUCCGAGUGGUGGACCAACAGCAGAUAGAGAGACAUUUCACCAUGAAUGAGCUGACGGAGCUCUACGCCUUUGAACCUGACCUUCUGGAUGAUCCCACUGGCAAGAAGAGCAAGAGGACCACGCCAAUGCUGCCAAAGGUCCCCCUGUUGGCCGAAUUUCUUCACAAUAGGAAGGAACAGAUUGUGGGCUAUCAUGAACAUGACUCCCUGCUGGAUCACAAGGAAGAGGAGGCUCUCAGCGAGGAGGACCGCAAAGCAGCCUGGGCCGAGUACGAGGCGGAGAAGAAGGGUCUGUCUCUGCGUGUGAACCAUGGAGCGUACGGAGGACAGAUGGACAUGGGAGGAGCUAACAGCUACUUCCCCUUCAACGUUGCCGCACUGGCCUCUAUGUCCAACCCUCAGCUGGAGGAGUUGAUCAACCAGGGCCGUCAGAAGGUGAUGGAGGCCACCAACGCUCUCAAAUUCCUCCCCAGAGAAUCUCUAGAGGACACCAUCGGGAGAGUGUGGAAGGAGAACCCAGCCCUAACCGAGUCCCAGGUCCAGGCCAUGGCUCUGGGGAGACAGGCCAGUGUAGAGAUGGAGCUCAAACGAAGAGAAGCUGUCUACAGAGACGUCCUCAAUAAGCAACAGACUCUAAUGAUGUACGUUCAGAAGGUGAUCACCAACAGGAAGGUGAGAGAGCAGCAGAUGGCCAUGGCCAACCAGGCCCAGCUGAUGAGCCAGAUGAACGGCAUGCUGGGAGCUGGAGGGAUGAGCCAGAUGGAACUCUUGGGGUUGUACCAACAGCUGGGGGCACUACAGGGUCAUCCCACCCACCCUUCCAUGGGCGGCAAGAACCCCGGCCCCUCCAAGGGCAACCUGUAAGGGGAGGGGGACCACAGGGCUUGCUCCACAUAGUCCCCUAUCUAUUCUCUACAUAGUGCACUAUCCACUUCAUAUUGGCUCUGGUCAAAAGUAGUGCACUAUUUAGGCAAUAGGGUAUCAUUUGGGACUCAGACCCACUCACUGCCCCCUCACUGUCUCACUCAGUAGGCUGCUCCCUAAUGCUGCUCUGUCUCCUACGUAGUGCACUAGAUGGAGCCCGGAGCCCUAGGGUUUUGGUUAGAAGUAGUGCACUAUGUAGGGGAUAGGGGUGGGAUCUGGGCCGUUGCCCGCUGUCUUACAACCCUCCUUCACUGGGGAGGUGAGAGACGACACAGAGAGAAGGGUCUCGGAGCCCCUCACCGCUCCCCUCCAGCUCUCCUGAAGCAGGAAAUGACAUGACUUGUAUAGGGGACUAUAUGAAGGCGUUUUAGAAAUGUCAUUUGAGAUUCUGUACAUACCGCCUAAAUGUUAUUCAACUUCUCUUCUGUCUUCAGUUUUCAUGUAUUUAAAAUAGCGUAAGGAAAGGGAAAUGUUUUUGUCCCAAUGCUUUUACGUUAUUCUUUCCCCUUAAAGAAGGGGGUUGUUUAAUGAAUUGAUUAUUCUGUAUGUUGUGUUUUGAUACCGUUUUAAUGAAUGCCUGUCUAUCUAACCAACCCCCAGAGUGGGACCACCGUGCUGACAGGACUGUUUUAGGAUAUUAAACAUCUAGAUUAUUAGAUCCCCUAUAGAACCCUCCCUCUACCGAGACACACGCAGGCAGACAGACACGCAGGCAGACAGACACGCAGGCAGACAGACACGCAGGCAGACAGACACGCAGGCAGACAGACACGCAGGCAGACAGACACGCAGGCAGGCAGACAGACACGCAGGCAGGCAGACAGACACGCAGGCAGGCAGACAGACACGCAGGCAGACAGACACGCAGGCAGACAGACACGCAGGCAGACAGACACGCAGGCAGGCAGACAGACAGACAGGCAGACAGACAGACACGCAGGCAGACAGACACGCAGGCAGACGCAGACAGACACACGCAGACAGACACACGCAGGCAGACACACGCAGGCAGACAGACAGACAGACACACGCAGACAGACAGACAGACACACGCAGACAGACAGACAGACACACGCAGACAGACAGACAGACAGACAGACACACGCAGGCAGACAGACGUGCUGGUGUUGUAAAACUCUUUUUGGGAGAUUCUGAUGCAUAGCCAUGACAAAACAAAAUGAGGGCAUUAAUUCCAUUUCCUAAAGUUUUGUGUAAAUUAAAUUUGAGAAUGAUUUUUCUAGCUUGUAGCCCUUAAUAUUUCCACUAUUUGUCUCAUGGUUAUUAUAAUGGUAAUAUGGAAUGCUCUCGUGACGUUUUAAACAAACUGUCCCUCUCCCCUCACUCACUUCCCCGGGACUCUCUCUCUCUUUGUAAAGCUCAUGCUCUUGUUGUCAAGUUGUUGCCUAGCGUAGCUCCAUAUCCCAGGGUGCUGUUCAUCCUUCUCUUUCUGUUCCACUUGUUGCAUCCUAAUCCAACCCUGGUACGGGACGGGGUCGACAGGUGGACAGGAGGUUGUCUGACCUGGUGGACAGGGUUCCUCCGUUCUGAAAUGUCUCCUGUCGCCCUCCCAAGAAUGUCCUUCUCGUGUUUAAACACCAACUGGGUUUUUUGUUGCUAUUCAUUGAUUGAUCUGAACUGCUACUAUCUAUCUUAGUAUUUAAAAUGACAUUUAAUAAAGUGACCAAAAGGGUGACCACC